Messenger RNA from Drosophila teissieri, 1086 nucleotides. RefSeq lists its product as uncharacterized. Bases 96 to 548 code for a protein of 150 amino acids. NCBI's taxonomy places the organism in Eukaryota, Metazoa, Arthropoda, Insecta, Diptera, Drosophilidae. The record is from RefSeq and is a predicted model, not a curated record. The transcript has 2 exons.
UCAUCGCAAAGGCCUUGGAAAAUGAAAUGAUCAACAAUGUCAGAGAAAUCAGCGUAUUAAGUUGUUACAAAAUCAGUUGUUAUCACAGCGAGUAAAUGGGACACAAAGGCCACAGGACCAGAAGGAAAGUCAAAGUGCAACGGAAGGGCCAUCCUCCACAGAAAACUAAAGUAAAGCCGCCCACAAGGCAUCACCACGCCCACAUCCACUCAAGCCGUCAUCCUCGCCCGAGAACUCAGAAAUCUGAGGUGCUCCACGACAACUGCUGCAGGUACAAGAUCCAUACGAGAGCCAUGAGACGCUAUCAGUGCGACCUGGCCACCCAGUGCCCCUCCCGCACCAUCAGUCUCGCCCCCUCUGUGCCGCUCCUGCAACAUCCUGUCCGGCGGAAGGUGCUCCAUCUGCCGGAAACGGUGGUCAUGCACAUGCGGAAUGUGGAGGACGCCCGCCGCGUGGCGGUUGACAACAGGAGAACCCUAAUACAGACCCAUGUUUCGGUGCCGGAUGGGGAAGCUGGGAAUGAUCCACACCAAGUCGAUCUGAGGUGAGGCAAGUCUACAGAAGAGGAAGGGAGAGGCCCUUAUCCAGCUGCAUGGAUAUGGAUGACUUGUAUGCGGAUCCGUUUCAGUAACGAUGGGUUAAACAACUCGUUUACAGAAAGCCCAGGAGUCCUAAUCUUUGCUAGUUGCCAAUCCACAUAUCCCGCGAGACGAGGGAUUCCUCUGCUACUCCUAACUAGUUGCUUCGCCCUAGUGCCCCAUGGGCAUAUCGUGAUCAUCCACAAGGCCACGCCCCUCCUCCAGUCUGGCCGCCCACCCAAGCUGUCCAGCACAAUUAAUUUUGCCCCGGCUUGUCAGCUUAUUGUUUAUCUACAUAACUACGGAACACGGCGAACAGAGACCAGAGUACAGGGAACAGAACAGGGAACAGAGGACGGCUGCCCUGAGCUGUCGUGUCAUUUAUUCUGCUGCUCCGAACGGGCUCGACUUUCGAUAUCCUUUGGGCCGUGGUGCAGUUGCCACACCAUUUAUGCCAUUAAGUCAUUAGCUUUGUUUAACAAAUAACAAACUGUCAAUGAGUGAUUAA